UUUUUGUUUUAUUAAUCCGUGCGUGGUGAUCUGUUACUAUUGUACCAGAGAUUACCAGCAUGGCUGUAUUAGGGUGACAGGUGAGAGAGAAAUAUUGCAAAGGAAUUUGUGUUCGAAGGUACGUGAAAGAUGGAUGGAGCAGCAAAAGAUACUGAUGUUACAAAAAAAAGAAACUCCCUUGAAGAUUUAAAUAAAGAAGAUCUAAUCAAGAAAUGUAAAAGUUUGCUUAUUAUUGCCCAGAGAGCAAAACAAGCAAAGGAUGAAGCUGGAGAGGAAGUUAUACAACUGAAAGAGCAGCUGCAUACUUUGCAGAUGCAGGUUGAGCAAAGUUGUGAAGGGAAAGGGAACUCUGAUGCUAGCAGGGCUCAGAAAGAACUGCAGUUGGAAAGUGAAGUCUGUACAAUGAGAGAAAUGCUUGGUACACUUACUGAACAGAAACUUCAUUUUACCAUGGAAGUGGAUAAAUUAAAGAAGGAGAAUGAAUCAUUGGAGAAACAGUUGGAUCAGUUAAAGUUGGAAAACGCUAACAUUUGGGAAACCUCAGCUCAGCUUCAGUCGCAACUAGAAGAACUAGAGACAAGUGCAGAGAGCUAUAAACGACAAACUCAUCGGCUCACCAAUGAAAAUGAAGCUUUAAUUCAACAAAUGGACACUCUGGAAAUGGAAAUGAAAAAGAAAGAAGACCAGACAACAGAACUGAACAGAGAACAAGUGAAAUUGUUAGAGGGUGAACUUCUGAUGUUACGUGAUGAGGUAGAACGCCUAACUGAGGAGGAUUCUCGGAAGAAAGAACAGAUGAAGGAGAUGUAUGAGACAUUCAGCAGUGAGAAGAGUGAACUGAAAAAAUGUCUAGAAAAUGAAAAAAAGAAGAUUCAGAACUUGUAUGAAGACAUACAAAUUAUCAGUAAAGAGAAAGAAAGAUUUCUGAUUGACAUAAAAAGUGUUGAGGAAAAUAAUGUUGAGUUGCAGAAACUGUUUGCAAGUGUUUGUACUGAAAGAGAUGCACUUGCAUUACAUAGUGGGAAACUAAAUGAAGAAAAAGAGAGACUUGCAGGAAAAUUGGAGUCAGGAAAAGUGGAGAAAAAAAUUGUUACAGAUGAAAAUGCUUACUUGAACUUGGAAAAUCAACGUCUGAAUCAUCAUUUAGAUAAUGCAAAGAAGGAACUUAUUAUAGAGAGGAAUGAAAAUAGUUUAUUAAAACUGGAGAAUCAACAGUUCAAUGAAAAAUUUCAUUCUGUUUUAAAUGACAGAGAGAAAUUAGUUUCUGAAUUACAGGAUGCUGAGUGCCAACUACAAGGCAUUUUGCGUCAAACCCGUUCAAAUUUGCAGUGCUAUGAAGUGUUGAAAUGUUUUACUGAAGAAAGAGAUGUUGAUGAUGAUCAUAAUAAAGAUGUAGUUGAUGAUGGUGAUUCAUUUUAUAAACGGAAUAACUCCCUUUCAAAUGUUAUUUCAUCACUUGACAAGAAUCUCACACUUUUUAUUUCACUCAGAACUGGUGAUCUAAAUCCAGUACAUGAUACUUUGAAUGAAUGCAAUAAUCAAGUAGAACAGGAAGCACAAGGUAACAUUCUGUGUGAUUUGAAAAGUGACAUUUACUCGGUUUUCUUGCGUGAUGAACCAAAUGAGACUAGGAUUUCUACUGAUAUUGUUUCCAAAGGGAAAGAUGAUUUAAGAAAGUUGUAUUCUGAACUGAAACUCCUAAAUAUGGUGAUUUCAAACUUAGAGUCUCAGGGUGAAUUAUUACAAACAGAAAAUACAAAACUGAGAGAGUCAGUGAAUUAUUUGUUGCAAUUAAAUUCUCAAAGAAUUCUUUCAUCACAAGAAAAUUGUCUUGAAGCUUUUCUCAGAAACUUGAGGAUGGGUAACUUUUCUGAAAAUUAUGAUGUUAAUAUGCAUUUAAAGAAAGAGAAUGCUAGGGACAUGGUCCAGUUGCAGAAGGAAGAGUUGCUAAAUAUUCAGAAUGCUUCAUCUGAGGCUGUUGGUCAUUUGUUAGCUGUAACAACUGAAUUGGAUACAGCCAGGAAUGUUCAUUUGAUUUAUAAAAGAAAGUCUGAUGAGGUGACAGAGCUACACAGAGAUGUCACCAUGAAACUUACAGUGAAAGAAGAAGAAUUGGAAGACAGUUUGAAACAGCUAGAGGAAACCAGACAGGACACGAACAUCUUCCAUUUAAAGGCUCAGCAGGUGGCAUCUGGACUGAUAGCAUUAUCUUUGGGUGUUUCUGAGUUGAAUGCUCUGAGGAUGAAACUGUUAGAAGAUGUUCAAAUGUUCCAUUGUAAUGUGCUUAAUGCACUACAGAAAAAUGUGUGGGUUGGAAUGCAGAAGGUUGUGACAAAUUAUGUGGAAUCACAGAUUGCUGUCACUAGGCAGGAAAAUGCUGAGCUUCUUGGAGAAAUGAAUGAAAUGAAUGAGGUCCUGAAACAACGUGGAGAAACAAUUUCAAAACUGAAGGAACUGAACAGUGAACUAGAGUGUAGGUUUAGAGAAGCAAACACCAAGCUUGAAAAAACUCAAGAGGAUUUGAAAAUCAAGCUUUCAGAAAUGGAAACAAAAGAUAACGCAUUGUGCAACUUAGAAAUGAAUCUAGCGGAAGUAACGAAAGCUCUACAGGAAAAUAUACAUGAAAAAGAUGAAACUAUAUUCACUUUAGAAAAAGAUAUAGUGAAAUUUAUGGAAUGUCAACAUGAAUUGGAAACAAAGACCUCUGCUUUAGAAGUAAAAGAGGAAAGAAUACACAAUCUUGAAGCAGAACUGAGCAAACAAACAGACAGACUGCAGGAGCUAGAAUCUAAAAACAAAAUAAUACAUGACUUUGAAGAACAGAUAAAAAUUCUAAAAGCCAAAACCAGAAAACGGGAGGAUGGUGGAAGCAGCAUUGAAGAUCAUAACAUGAGAGUAAAGGAACUUGAAGAUGAAAUAUCGACACUGAAAGCAAGGGUUCAGCUGUUGGAACAUGAGACUGAAGAAAUACGCAAGGAAAAUGGUGAUGCACCAAGUGAAGUGAUGAGUAGUAGUACCGUCAGUAGGGCAGAAGAGAGUUCAAGGCUCAAAGAUUUAGAGGAAACAUUUGAAGAACGUUAUACCAAGCUUCGGACCGUUGCUGUUCGGCUCAAGAAGAGGGUGUCUGAACUGACAGUGCAGCAGACACAACUAGAAUCAGAAAAGAAAAAGUUGGCCACAGACAAAGCUGACCUUCAGGCUAAAGUGGCUCAGCUUUCAGCUCAUGCAAGAAAUUUGCAGACUCUGCAGCUUGAGUAUGAUCGUCUACAAGAUGACACUGAAUCACAGAAAUCAGAAGUUAAAGAGUUAACAAAAGCUCUGGAACAUGCUGUAAAUGAAUCUGCAGCUCUUAAAAUCCAAUUGCUAGAAUGUAAAGAUGAAAAGGAAUGCAAAGUACAGGACUUGGAGGUUUGUAUAAAGGAUAGACAGAAAUUGGAGCUGGCAAAUAAGGAACUGUAUGCACACGUUCACUCCUUAAAGAAAGAAAAAGAAGCAGAGAAUAUAUCAAGAAAAGAACAGGAAAAAGAAGUGAAGAGACUUGAAGAUGAGUUAAAAGCAGGUGAGAGGAAAUUGGCUGAAGAAAUUGAUUACCAUAAAAUAACUCGGGAUCUGCUGGAAAGAUCAGUGGCUGAUUUAACCCAGCAGUUGGCAUUAGAAAAAUCAAAGGUGAAAGACCUGGAAGAUCACUUAGAGACACAACGAGACAUUAGCAGAGGACUUCAGGAACAGAUUUCACUAAUGGAACAGAGAAUACAGUCAGAAGAGGCGAGAUCAAAGGAGGUCAAGGACCAACUGAAUGCAUCAAGAGCAAGGCUGUUGGAAGUUGAAACUAUUGCAUUUAAACGUGAAGCAUCACUUUCGGAACUUGUGUUGCAAAUUGAAGAGCACAAGGAUAAAAAUGAAAAUCUUGUCUUGCAAUUGUCAGAACUGGCAACAGAGAAACAGAGACUGGUUGAAAGUGGGCAGAAUCAGCAGGAUAGUCUCACCAGACAGGUACGUGUACUGGAAGAACAUGUUUCUGAAUUAAAGGAGAGCUUGGCAGAGCGUGAAGCAGAGCUCAGAGACCUGAGAUCUGAAUUUGGAAGCUACAAGGUCAGAGCACAGAGUGUACUUCGACAGAAAGCUCGUCUGGAUGAUGGGUCAUCAAGUUUCAUUCAAGAGGAUCACUUAGAGGAAAUGGCACUGCUGAAACAAACAGCUGAAAUUCUGAGAAGUAAACUGGAAGAUACAAGUUCCAAGUUGCAAACUCUUUCAGUAGAAAACAGUGCAGUUCAGGAAGACCGAGCACGAGUUUUACAAAGGUGUCAGGAAAUGUUAGAUACAGUGCAGGAUCUUAGAAAUCAGAAUGCGCAACUCCAUGCACAACUUGAAGAUUCCACAAUAGCACACCGCGAAGCUCUAAGGAGUCAGAAAUUGCAGGCGGAUACAUUGAACCAGUGCUAUAAGCAACAAUUAAAAGAAUUGGAAGAAAAGUUACAAAUGGAAACUUCAACCUUGAUGAAGCAGCUUCAAAAUGUGAAGGAACAGCUGCAUGGCACACACAAGCAUUCCUCAAUUGUAGGUGAGGUAAUUGGACAUGUUAUACAACCAAUUGAUUCAAACAUGGUGUUGAGCACACCUUCCAAACAUGCCAGCCCUCAUUGGAAUAGCAGCACAGAGGGGUUCAUUCCUGUCCAAUCAGCAGUUGUAAUGAGCCAACAAGACUUGGAGAACAAGCUUGAAAUAACGCUACUCAAGAGAGAAGAAGGAGAGGGUUCAGAGAGUAUAGACUCUGCUUCUCCACAUCUGUCAGCAUCACAGGAGCACAGAACAGAAUUGAUUCCCCUGGACAAACUGUUGUCAUCUCAAUCUGAUGAUGAUAACAGUGUUCCAACAGUUAAUAUUUCUCCAGGUGCAGAGCUGGGUCAAAUAAAAGAACAGUUGGUUGUAUCGGAAUGCCGCAUUCGACAUUUAACAGGACUACUGAGUGAAGCAGAACGAGAUCUUGCUAAAUUGACCCAACAGAAUCAGGUGCUAAAGGAAGAGAUCCGUCGGCAGCAGAGGAGUGUUGAAAGAGAGCAGCAUGCACAGAAUUUUGAGUAUCUCAAAAAUGUUAUACUAAAGUUUGUCACACUCCAAGGUGGUGAUGAAAGGACACGUUUAGUUCCUGUUCUCAACACGAUACUUAAACUUAGUCCUGAAGAAACCAACCAACUUAACAUCAUUGCUAAGGGUGGUCCUGAUCUCCAAGGUGGUGGAAGAGGAUGGGGUAGCUAUUUACACCUAUGGGCAGGCACACAUUAA
This is a messenger RNA of Zootermopsis nevadensis, 5283 nucleotides long. NCBI's taxonomy places the organism in Eukaryota, Metazoa, Arthropoda, Insecta, Blattodea, Termopsidae. The record is from RefSeq and is a predicted model, not a curated record.